This is a messenger RNA of Bactrocera neohumeralis, 1509 nucleotides long. It is a transcript of the gene Bap55, whose product is annotated as actin-like protein 6B. The coding region runs from base 126 to 1406 and encodes 426 amino acids. Gene Ontology annotation, cellular component: SWI/SNF complex; NuA4 histone acetyltransferase complex. Gene Ontology annotation, molecular function: chromatin binding. The transcript has 2 exons. Gene Ontology annotation, biological process: regulation of transcription by RNA polymerase II; nervous system development. The record is from RefSeq and is a predicted model, not a curated record. NCBI's taxonomy places the organism in Eukaryota, Metazoa, Arthropoda, Insecta, Diptera, Tephritidae.
CGUCAAAUGUCAUAAAUAACGAGACGCCAAACGAAUGCGAAAUCAAUCAUAAACGCCGGAUAUUUAGUGGAAAAUUGUUUAUUUAGGUUGGAAAAAAGUUAAUAAAUAAGCUAGCAUAUCGCAAAAUGAGUGCUGGAAAUAUGUUAUAUGGUGGUGAUGAGAUCGGAGCACUUGUAUUUGAUCCGGGCCAUCAUUCUUUGCGCGUGGGCUAUGCACAAGAGGAUACACCAAAAGCAGAGAUUCCGUCUGUGGUAGGGGUAGGACCUUCUGCACCGGACACAAAUAUGGACAUAGAAACUAAAACUGACAACAACAUAACACAAAAUAAUGCAGACACACGCAAAUACUAUGUUGAUACCACAUAUGUAAAUGUACCGCGUACUCAAAUGGAGAUACAAACUUAUAUGAAAGAUGGCAUGAUCGAUAAUUGGGACUUAUUUGAAAAAGUUAUUGACUACACAUAUGCAAAGGUCAUACAAUCGGAUCCCGAAUACCAUCCCGUGUUAUUUUCGGAAGCCUCAUGGAAUGUGCGCAAUAAUCGUGAAAAACUGACAGAGCUCAUGUUCGAAAAGUAUAAUGUGCCCGCUUUUUAUUUGGUUAAAAACGCAGUGUUGGCGGCAUUUUCGAGUGGUCGAGCAACCGCAUUGGUUGUAGAUAGUGGUGCAACACACACCUCAGCGGUUCCUGUGCAUGAAGGAUACGUACUUUCACAGGCGGUUGUGAAAUCUCCGCUGGGCGGUGAUUACCUCUCAAUGCAAUGUCGCCAACAUCUCGAAAAACAGGGUAUAGAUUUAUCGCCAGCAUAUAAAAUUGCAUCGAAAGAUGUGGUUAAAGAACGAGAUAAUGCGCGAUUCACGCUACGUAAAUUACCCGAAAACUUGACACAGUCUUGGCAAAAUUAUAUGCUCAAAUCAUUAUUGCAAGAUUUUCAAAUGAAUAUCUUACAAGUAUUAGAAAAUCCUUACGAUGAAAGAGUGGCUGCACAAAUACCCAGUGUUCAUUACGAAUUUCCCAAUGGCUAUCAUCAGGAGUUUGGCUCAGAACGUUUCAAAUUGGCGGAAAGUUUAUUUGACCAUGCUAUGCUCGGUGCAGGCCAAUUGGCAUCUACGAGUGUUGGUAUGUGUGACGCAGAUGUGCGUUUAUCGCUUUUCGGCUCUGUUGUAGUGACUGGCGGCAACACACUCUUACAAGGAUUUCCUGAGCGUCUAAAUCGCGACUUGCAGCUACGUGCGCCUUCCAACACACGUUUGAAGAUGAUUUCCGCAAAUGGUAGUGUGGAACGACGUUUUGGUGCUUGGAUCGGUGGUUCGAUUUUGGCCAGCAUUGGCACAUUCCAGCAAAUGUGGAUAUCAUCGCAAGAGUACGAAGAAUCUGGUAAAGGUCAGGUGGAGCGGAAAUGUCCUUAAACAUAUUGUGUGUGUAUGAAUUAGAUAUUGACUCAACUAUGUACUAAUUUAAAUUCGAAGAUUAAUAAUAAUUAUGAUAUAAACUUAAUAUGGAUACUUACAA